Molecule: messenger RNA, 1909 nt
Organism: Labrus mixtus (cuckoo wrasse)
Lineage: Eukaryota; Metazoa; Chordata; Actinopteri; Labriformes; Labridae
Gene: syngr2a
Product: synaptogyrin 2a
Exons: 4
Coding region: 124-798 (224 amino acids)
Cellular component (GO): synaptic vesicle membrane; neuromuscular junction
Source: RefSeq, a predicted model, not a curated record
GAAGCGCGUGGACGAUCAGAGCAGGGGCGGAAACUUUAUGACAAAACGAAACAGUCUCAACUUUGACAGGGAGGUUGCAGCUGGUCUUUUACUCCUUUGACAGGCACUUUUUUGGGGGGAAAAAUGCAGAGCAGUGCCUUCGGUGCCUCGUUGGCUGGCGGUGCUUUUGACUUAGAGAGUUUUAUAAAGCAGCCACAGACCAUUUUGCGAUGCCUGAGCUGGUUGUUCUCCAUCGUGGUCUUUGCAACCAUCACAGCAGAAGGCUAUAUCAACCCAACAACCAGGGAAGAGACCAAGUGCAUGUUUAAUGAUAACGACAGCGCCUGUAGCUAUGGGGUGGGAAUCGGAGUCUUGGCAUUCCUGGCUUGUGUUGUCUUCCUCAUACUGGAUGCCUACUUCCCACAAAUUAGCAAUGCCAAAGAAAGAAAGUGCAUUGUUACAGGAGAUUUAGUCUUCUCAGCGGCCUGGACAUUCCUGUGGUUCAUCUGCUUCUGUGUCCUGGCCAACCAGUGGUCCAAAACCACUAACCCCUCUGUCCCUGGCGAUGCUGCGCGUGCUGUCGUUGCCUUCUCCUUCUUCUCAAUUAUCACAUGGGCUCUUCUGUCCUACUUUGCCUUUGGAAGGUACCGCCAGGGCGUCAGUGAGUUUGACCAGGAGUACAGAGACCCAGCAAAUGACCACUCAACCCCAUUCCCCCCUGCUCCGUACCCCAGCAGCAGCGGCCCCGCAGGCUACCAGCAGUCGCCUUUCAGCCAAAGCCAGGAUCAACCAGGGGAAUACCAGCCUCCAGCUUAUUGAUGGACUGAGAUUCAUACAUGUGAAUCCAACAGGGGAGUUUUAAAUACAGAUGCUUGCCAAUGGUUCCAUUUACAUCUUGCACUGUUCUCUGCACUCCAAAUGUCUUCCUGCAGAAUUUGCUUUGGGUGCACUUAUGUGUUUUUUUUAUUUCUGUUUUGGAAAUUUUGGAGGGGUGUUCUCUGUGUUGCUCACACACAGCAGGUGGAACGAAAUAUUUUGUGUUUAGGAAUUUGCCUGGUAAGAGAAAGGAUUAGUGUGCCAAUUGUGUCUUUGCACCGAACCAACAAGUUAUUUCAAUGUUAAAUUUUUGUUAAAUUUAUGAGUGCAGUGAAUAUGUUGAUACAAUUGACUUUGUUGAUGGGAAAUCUGCUAAGAAAUAACUAAGUUUGACAAUUGAAUUUUGAAUGUGUAACUGUUAAAUUAAUGAAGUUUUUUUAUUAUUACUCUCAGAUUCAUAUACAGCAGUUCAAUAACAGUGAUGGGUCGAUACAGACCACAAAACACACCCAUUGUUAUUUAACCAACGGUUGCAUUGUAAAGGUUCCUCUCUGUAACUACUGUAACGGCAUGUUUAUGUUCUUUUUUUUAAAUAAUCAACCACUGAAAAAUUGCUUUUAUGCACUGAAAAAAACUGUUGAUCUCUUUUGGGCAGUUGAUUGCCAAUAUCUGAUCUAAGAUAGUUAAUUUUAUUCUUUAAAAUCCAACAUGCUAAAGUGGGUUUAUAUUUAGAAUAUUUUUGGUUUUCAGGUAGCCAAACUUAUUCAUUCGUAUCAGCUACCUCUGUUGUAGUCUAAUGUGCCUUUCUUGAGUGCAGUCAACAGUAUAUUUCGUUGGAAAUAUCCAAUUCAGCAAAUGCUUCAGCCAUACAUUAAUUUCAGGACUUCAGUGACAUUGGGGUAAAAUAGUAUAUUUAUUAUCUCGACAAUCAAAAUCGACAGUUUAGCUGACUUCUUUUUCAGCUUUCUCACUAUGUAGCUGUACCUUUUACACGUGUUGCAGUCUCACUGUUGUACUCAAUGGAUUUACAAUAAUUUCCCAUUCAAGUGCCUUAUACAUGAUUCUGUAUCACGCAGGGUUUGCCAAAUAAAAUACCUUUUUUUUUUUUUUUUAA